AUGGGCUGUAGAGGACUAUGGAAUCUACACAUCCAUUGUCACCAUCCGGAUGAUAAACGGACAUUGCGAACGGGAUGGGUGCUAUCUCCAUGCCCCAGUCCGAUUCAAUCGAAUUUAGAUUACGUAUACACUAUCGACCACGAUGCAGAUGUUUUCAUAAUCUCGCUCUGGGGAGAGCCCGACGGUAUCUUGGUACCAACAGCGAUACGAGUCGACCUAACUAGAUUUCAUGAAGAGGAUUUCAGCCUCUCUAUCAACCAUCCCCUUCCACGAUCUGAGUAUUUGGUCGGAGAUAGUAUCAGCGUGGUCAACAAAUUUGAGCGAUUCUUUACAGCCUUUGUCUUCUUAUGGCGCUUCUAUAUCGAUGACCCCUUGACAUGGAGAUACACUUCUCCCGUCUUCAAAUUGCUAUGCAUAGCUCUGCUACGCCUUGCUGCCUGGGACUUUGAAUUGUGCCCCAACUUGGACUUUGGAAACGUUGAACUUCCAAUUUCCUUCUCCUCCGCUUCAUCCUGGAGCUACCCCAUGACAGACAUAUAUUGGUUCCAUAGGUAUCUUGUAGUUUUACACGAAGACAUCAGGCCCGUGAACAUGAGGAAUGAAGCUCUUAUGAAAUGCAAUAACGUCCACAUGAUCCUUAUCUCACCAUGUCAUGUUGCCUUUAUGGAACUGUCCCAUGACACCAUCUUAGCCUCCAAAAACCUACCCCUGUUGACCAGUUUAUCAGCAAAACAAUGCUCACCGGGAUUUCGUGCUCUUUCCCGGAUUCUAACAGAAACAUGGAACCAUAACCUCUCACCUGAGAUUCUCCACAAUAUUGUCCACUCACUGGACCCGCGAGAUACCGUCUCAUUUUCACAAGCUUCCUUUAUAGCCGAGCAAUGCUAUUAUGCCACAAUCCCUCAGAUGAAGAACACCGUCCUACAAAGCUUCAAAUCAUCUAUCCCAUGCUGUGGCAAACGUAGUAACUUAGAGGAGCAGGGCAUCUGUUGCUCUCAUCUUCAAAAUCGACCCUUGGACAAUCAAACCUGUACGACACUUAACCCCGGACAUCCGAUCAAAGUUGGAUGUUCUGAGCGGUUGUUUCGACUCCGACUCUCUAAGCCUUCCCAGCUGCGGCCAGGGCUACGGUUUAUGGGAAAUCUAUGGGCAGGGCCCCCUAAUCUUAUAGAUUACACAAUUCUGUUCAACGGAGCAUUUUCCGGCUUGGCUUAUGGGUUGGAAAUUAGAAGGUAG
This is a messenger RNA of Aspergillus caelatus, 1236 nucleotides long. RefSeq lists its product as uncharacterized. The transcript has 10 exons. The record is from RefSeq and is a predicted model, not a curated record. The coding region runs from base 1 to 1236 and encodes 411 amino acids. Lineage: Eukaryota; Fungi; Ascomycota; Eurotiomycetes; Eurotiales; Aspergillaceae.